Messenger RNA from Ostrinia furnacalis (Asian corn borer), 737 nucleotides. Its product is annotated as androgen-dependent TFPI-regulating protein-like. Bases 27 to 737 code for a protein of 236 amino acids. Gene Ontology annotation, cellular component: endomembrane system; membrane. The transcript is spliced from 5 exons. Lineage: Eukaryota; Metazoa; Arthropoda; Insecta; Lepidoptera; Crambidae. The record is from RefSeq and is a predicted model, not a curated record.
AUUAUUGUGUUCGGCAGUUAGAGAGAAUGGAUAAGCACGCCACCCACCGGAUCGUCGGCCAUGGAGUAUGCAUGUUGCUGCAAGUGCUCAUCUUCUUGAAUAUGCACAGGAAACUUGAGAAGAACUUGGCCACCCAUCCUGAGCUGCAAGACUUUGCUGUCAUGCUCCCAAGGUUCAUGACGGUAUGGAACGUGGGUUUCCAAGUCAUGUAUUCAUAUCUUGCACUUGCUUGCGACUUCACGACUGGUUUCAAGAUUGAAUCAGUAGUUCCAACUUGGUUAAGGAAGUUCAGAUUCACUUUUGCUGUUGGGGUUCUGUAUCCUUGGUCUUCCGCAAUACUAUCUUUCUGGGUGUUCUUUUUCUAUGACCGAGAGCUGAUACUACCUCAACACCUGGACAUCGUCGUUUCACCGGCAUGUAAUUUUGUAUGGCAUGGAUUUAUCAUGGUAUACGCCUUAUGGGAGUUGAAAUUCUUACCGCAAUUACAAAAGACAUUGGCGAGCUUCACGUUAUUGAUCACCACCACCUGUCUGUAUACAGGAGUAUUAUUCUACACCAGAUACGUAGACCUCGGAAGAUGGCCGUACGCCAUUCUCGCGCUGAACGAAGGGACGAAAUACGAGAGCAUUCUAAUCUGGGUGGUUGCUCUCGGUGGCAUUUAUAAUUAUUUCGUCCAGUUUCGACUCAAAAACUAUUUGGAGGGUCGUCAAAAUAAGUUAUGUACAGUCGCGGAAUGA